Aspergillus homomorphus CBS 101889 is the source of this 1668-nucleotide messenger RNA. Its product is annotated as carboxylesterase. Bases 97 to 1668 code for a protein of 523 amino acids. NCBI's taxonomy places the organism in Eukaryota, Fungi, Ascomycota, Eurotiomycetes, Eurotiales, Aspergillaceae. The record is from RefSeq and is a predicted model, not a curated record. The transcript has a single exon.
CGGGAAUUGAUUAAUAGAGCUGCAUGUGUCUGAAAUCAUUCAUGCAGCCCUCCUUCUCCGAGACACUCGAGCAGCCACCAAAUUGCAUUCGGAAUCAUGAAAGCCACCUCACUACUGGCAUCUCUGCUGCUGACUGGGUCAUGGGUGAGUGCCAGGGUCGUCGUCAAUGAUUCGUUGACCGUGCACACCAACACCGGCAUUUACACCGGCCUUCACAACCCGGAGUAUCCUUCAGUGCGCGAAUUCCGGUCCAUCCCAUAUGCCCAGCCGCCGGUGGCCUCGCGUCGCUGGCUACCCCCAGCGCCGCUCCCAGCAUCCAGCGAGCACCACAACGCGACCACGUUCCCUCCAGCCUGUUCACAGUACGUCUACCGAGGCCCCUCGUUCUUCGGGAACCUGGUCAACGAGUUUCUGAUCUGGAACGGCCAUGAGAACUCAACGGCGGGCCAGAUGGCUGAGAACAGCGCGGAGGACUGCUUGCAGCUCGCCAUCUGGACACCCGCCAACGCGACCGCGCACUCCAAACUGCCCGUACUGGUCUUCUACAGCGGCGGCCAAUUCCGCACGGGAGGCAUCCCAGUACCGUACCAGCUCCCAGCGGCGUGGGUGAACCGCACGCAGGGCCACAUCGUAGUGACGACCAACUACCGGCUGAACAUCAUGGGCUUCCCGAACGCAGCGGGGCUAACGCAGCAGAACCUGGGGAUUCUGGACCAGCGGGCAGCGCUGGAAUGGGUGCACGCGAACAUCGCAGCCUUCGGGGGCGACGCAGACGCAAUCACGCUCUGGGGCCAGUCAGCCGGGGCAAUGAGCGUCGACUACCACACCUACGCCUUCUGGGACAAUCUACUGGCGCGCGCCACAAUCUCGCAAUCCGGUACCGCGCUCAAAACCACCCCCAGCCUCGACACACCCCACUCCAACUUCACCUUCGUGGCCAAGAACCUCGGCUGCGAUUUCCCCGCCGACCCCGCCGCCGAGCUGGACUGCAUGCGCCGCGUCCCCGUCUCGCGGAUCCAGAACUUCAUCGGCCACUACGGCGACGCGAGAACCACGCCCACCAUGACCUUCGGCCCCGUCGCGGACGAAACCGUCAUCUUCGCGGACUAUCCCGCGCGCGCCGCAAAGGGGUAUAUUGCCGACACGCCGGCCAUUAUCUCGAACUGCGCCAACGAGGCCGCGCCGCUGUACCCCUUAUCCCUUGAUAAUGUCACAGCCGGGCCGUGGCAGCCGGGGGUGAAUGCGGUCACACUGCGUGAUUGGUUAUGUGUGAGCGCGAAUACGAGUGUUGUGCGCCAGAGGGCAGGGUUGAAGACGUAUCGCUAUGAGUGGGCGGGCAAUUUCUCGAAUGUCAGUCCGCUGCCGUGGAUGGGCGCGUAUCACUCGAGUGAUUUGACGAUGACCUUUGGGACGUUUGGGAUUGCGCGGGGCCAGGGCACGGCGGAGGAGGUCGCGACGAGCCGUGUGAUGCAGGAUUACUUUUUUGAGUUUAUUAAGGAUCCAGUACGUGGGUUGGAGAGAAAAGGCUGGGCUGCGUUCGACUCCGAUGCGGAGAAUGGUGGUGUUAUGAAGAGGUUUGGCGCGCAGGGGGUCGCUGAGCAGGAUGUCGCCGGGGAUGAGGUUCAGGGUGCUUGCUGGGGGGAAGGGAAUUAUGAUCCUUUUCCUUAG